Molecule: messenger RNA, 1485 nt
Organism: Pseudophryne corroboree (corroboree frog)
Lineage: Eukaryota; Metazoa; Chordata; Amphibia; Anura; Myobatrachidae
Gene: LRRC46
Product: leucine rich repeat containing 46
Exons: 8
Coding region: 81-1367 (428 amino acids)
Molecular function (GO): protein binding
Source: RefSeq, a predicted model, not a curated record
GGAGCCGGUGGUAUCCUAGCAACUGAGUGACGCGGGGAGAAGUGGAAGAAGCUUUGUCUUGUGUAUAAAGUGUGUGUAAGAUGGCAGGAGGAGACAAGGAGGACACACCGGUCCCAGGAUCCAUGCAGGUUGCCAUAGUGAGGAGGAAUUUAGACCCUUCUUUACAGUGCAAUACACAUGAGUCAUUGUCCCAGGCAUUACUCCGCCUGCGCACGGUGAGACUGGACAGAGAAGGUAUCACAGCCCUGAGGGAUCUGGAGAUGGUAAAUCAGACACACAGCCUAUACCUGCAAAAGAAUCAUAUAAAAAAGAUUGAAAAUUUAGAUGUUCUUAAGAAUCUGCGGUUCCUUAGUCUUUCUGGAAACCAAAUUAAAGAAUUCAAAAACCUUCUCUGUUUGGAGAAGCUCCAGCUUUUGGAUUUAUCCCAUAAUUUAAUCCACAGAUUGGAUAUAGGAGAAUUACCUCAGACAAUCCUCAUUUUGGACCUGACAGGAAAUCCAUGCACUAAAAAUAAAGAUUACAGGCAGCAAGUAUUGGAGGCCCUACCCAUCUUGCAAGAACUGGAUUUAGAAGUUGUGAGAGAUGCUGCUAGCCAGGAGCUCCACAGUGACCGUGAAGAGGAGGAUGGCAAUGAUAGUGAUGACACCAACCUAUCAUUUGAUCAUUCAGGUCUAUCAUCUACGACUCAGGAGAUGCUGCAAAGGUCUAAUCAGAGGAGAAACCGAGCACAGAGAGAACAUGAAGAGCGUCUAUCGGAGCUGAGUAAUACCGAUGCUCAGCCCCUUGACUCAGCCAGGAGGGAUUCCUGCAAGGCAGACCUCCCAGAGCCGUCUACUAUAUCUCCUCAUGGUACAAACCCACAGCAUUCCCCCACUAAGAGCAAGCCAGUCAACACUAUUAUAUCUAAGAAAGAUACAAAGACUCCUGUUUCGAUUGAAAAAAAGGCAAGGGAUAAUCGGAGUGUUGGCACCUCUGUGUUAACCUCCAAACCCAUCACUAAAAAACAGGUAGCAGUCCAACCCACCCAAUCCGAUGCUAGGAUGUCGGUAUUGGCAUUUAACAGGAGCUCUACUAGAAAAGUGCCAUGUCCUGAUCUGCAACCAAAAGUUUCACAAACAAAUAACGUUUCUUCUGGAAGAAUUGGUGGCACAGCUGCAUCUGCACAGAAUGAAAGACAAGCUAGAUCUGCUCCCUCCACCAGAAAAUUACAGUCUGUCCCCAUAAAAAAAACAAUGCAGUCACUCGCUAGAGCUGUCUCUUCUUCAGACACUCAGAAUGAGAGACAAACUGUGUCUGCUCCCUUCUACAGAAAAUUACAGCAUGGAUCCCCCCAUAAAACAGCAACCACUAAACAAGCCCUUCCAUGAUUGUCCUCAAUGUAUAGUGCAUAUGUAAGUUUAAAGGAAAAAAGAACAAUUAUUGUAAUUAGAGCAUUUGGUGAUUGUUUCAUCAAUAUGUAUAUUAAAUUCUAUCAUUAUUAUGGUU